This is a messenger RNA of Pseudovirgaria hyperparasitica, 1796 nucleotides long. RefSeq lists its product as uncharacterized. Bases 421 to 1380 code for a protein of 319 amino acids. Lineage: Eukaryota; Fungi; Ascomycota; Dothideomycetes; Acrospermales; Acrospermaceae. The record is from RefSeq and is a predicted model, not a curated record. The transcript has a single exon.
CUAUUGAAGGUGUGUUUUCGUCUCGUUUAGGCUACUCGAUACAUACCAUGGAGUCUUUCGCAUUGUUCACAAAAUUCACGCAAUGAAAUCCCUGUUCACUUCGUCUCCGUGAAUACGGUUUCACCUCCUAACUCACACGAGUUCUCAAUAGGGCAUCAUGUCAAUGGAAAUUAUAUAGAAUUGAGCUGUGGUGAAUAGCGUAGGCCUCUUGCUUGCAUAUAAAUACAGCUUCACCCUGCCUCUACACAAGUUUUUCUUCUUUGUCUACAAACCUGAUCCGCUGCUGUCAAACAUCAACUUUCAUCUCGCAAGCUUGCACUUUUUCACACUUCUUGCCUUCAUCAAGUCGACAUCUCUCAUAUCCAACGCGCCGAAUCGUCAGAACAAACAAUCAGCAAGAUCAAAUCCUUCACUACCAUCAUGUUCCCAGCACGAAUCUCCCAGUUGGCCCUCUUCAUUGCCUCCGCCACUGCCCUCUUCAAGCAGUGGUGCAUGGCCUACCGGUACCCCCGGACGGUCUCAUAUGCCGAUCUCUGUGAGGAUACCUGCGUGGUCGUCAGCCAGAUCCUCCACCACUUCUUCACCGCCGCCGCCGGCUUCAGUAUCGAGGCCAAGGGAAACCUUGAGCACCCCGUCCGGGUACGCCUCACCAAAAAGCACAAGAAAACGACCAUUCCCGCCGACCAGAUCUACGAAUACCACAUCAAGCACUACAACCCCUCUCUCGUUGCGCCGUCCUGGGCUGGUCCCAGCGACAUUUCCUCCUUCUGGGCCCUGGUGCUCGCCAUUGCCUCCCCGCCGCAAGUGCGCGCUCUGUGGUGCCCCGACACCACCGACAACGAGCUGCACGCGUAUACCAAGCGCGUCAUGACAGAGGAGGGAGUACGGGCUGGUCCCGUACUCAUCAUCAACAACGACAAGAUGGAGUUCUUCUGGUUUUCUGCUGGCGCCAGUGGCGCAUACUGCUGGCUCGACCGCACCAGCUUCGGCGUCCCGGUGGAUCCGUCGGUGCAGCUGGCUCCCGGCCGCCUCGGCCAUGUGGAACUCUUGAUGCGCGGCUUGCUCAAGCAGGAGACAUGGUUGGGUGUCGGUCGGGGGUUCAGUGGGGUGAGGGUGGGGGAGAAGGGUAGGGUGGGGACGAGGAGUCUGGAUGUCAGAUGUCCUCAUCCGGAGAGGACGUGGGCUUUGGAGGUUGGGGGUGAGGAGAGAAGGGGUGAGGCGGUGCUGGAGAGCCCGCCGAUGAGCCCGCUGACGGAGGUGGGGGAGGAGUUGGUGGAAGAGAGGCGUGGUGAAGAGGGGGGGAGGAAGAGGAAGAGAGAGGUGGAAGUGGAUGGAGGCCCCGAUGGGGAGAGGGCGGCGAAGAGGGUGAGGUGGGAGUGAAGGGGUGGGAGAGGUGGACUCUCUACCCCAGUGAGGGGGGUUCAGCGGUUGGUAACGAGAAAAGUUCUUUGAUUUCGAAUACCACAAUGAUGAUUCCUUCGCCAGCGCUGCUGGCUAUACCCAAAAUUAAGGUCUCAACCUUGUGUCUUAGUGAUUAUGUUUUGAUCAUGGUCUUCGAGUCUAAGCUAUCAUCUUCCUUUACUACUAAUCAUGUUAGGUUAAGAUAACUAAAGGAUUGACUAGACUACUCAACGUACUAUGACAUCCUUUGACUAGCAGUAUCAUGGAAACGACACCCAGCACAUUAUCGCAUAUUUCCAUGAACUGGAUAUAGCCUGAAAAUAACUAGAGAAUGUAGCUUUCACAAAUUGUUAUCACUAUACAUACCUUAUGGUUGACGCGGCAUCAAGGCCUUU